AUGUUUUUUGUUUAUGCACCCCUUUCAAUGAACAAACAAAAAUUAACACAUUUGCUUUCUUUGUUCAAUUCUCAAUAUAUUCUAAAACAGGAAAUUAUAAAAUAUUUUAGCAUGGGAGAUAAAUUUAAUGAUGAAGAAAUGAAUAUUUUACUUAAACUACUACCAUUUGAUUCUAAUGACGGGAUUAAUUUACGUGAUUUCGUUGAUUUUAUUCUUCAAUAA
This is a messenger RNA of Vairimorpha ceranae, 222 nucleotides long. RefSeq lists its product as hypothetical. The coding region runs from base 1 to 222 and encodes 73 amino acids. The record is from RefSeq and is a predicted model, not a curated record. The transcript has a single exon. NCBI's taxonomy places the organism in Eukaryota, Fungi, Microsporidia, Nosematidae.